This is a messenger RNA of Podospora bellae-mahoneyi, 417 nucleotides long. RefSeq lists its product as uncharacterized. The transcript has 4 exons. The record is from RefSeq and is a predicted model, not a curated record. Bases 1 to 417 code for a protein of 138 amino acids. Lineage: Eukaryota; Fungi; Ascomycota; Sordariomycetes; Sordariales; Podosporaceae.
AUGGCUGCCCCCACAGCAAAUGUGCCUGUCUCAAAGCACAGCGGAAUCUCUCGCCGAGAGGAUGCCUCCGUCUUUGCCUGCGAGCACAUCAAGUGGGAUGUCCCCUGCCACAUCUUUGAGUUGACUCCCAACAACUGUUACAACAAGAUUAGUGCCAUCAAGAACAACAACAAGAAUGCCUUCAAAUGCAGAUGGUACCUGAAUCGGGACUGCCAGGGAAGCAGCUACGACACCCAGGAGGAUCAGAAGCUCAACGAUGGAAACGGCAACUUCAACGACUCAUCAGCUCUUGGAAGUGUUGCCACAAGGGAGGCUGCUUCGGCAACCGUCAACGCCGAGAUCAAGGCCCAUGUGCAACGGAAAUCUAUCCGUGCCAGGGGCAAGGAAGUGCCUGUUGAUGGUCAGUGGAAGAAGUAA